Zasmidium cellare ATCC 36951 is the source of this 1035-nucleotide messenger RNA. RefSeq lists its product as uncharacterized. The transcript is spliced from 4 exons. Lineage: Eukaryota; Fungi; Ascomycota; Dothideomycetes; Mycosphaerellales; Mycosphaerellaceae. The record is from RefSeq and is a predicted model, not a curated record. The coding region runs from base 1 to 1035 and encodes 344 amino acids.
AUGGAGAAGUACGGCCAGUACAGGGAUAAAGGCUCAGGCAUUGCGCCCUUCUUCCCCAUCGCCCCGCCACCGAGCAACUUCGUCUUCGUCCCAUACCACAUCUUCAUCUUCUCCCUGCGACUAUCGCUGCUGGUCUUUGCCUGGGCCGUCUGGCUCCUCAUCAUCCAAUGGACCCCCGCCGGCGGACUGCUACGAAAAGCCAACUUGUGGUGUAUCCUGGGGAUUCCUGGCGUGUGGUGGAUCGACAUUAGAGUUGACGGCGUGCAGCGAGGAUCUCUGGGCAAGUCAGGCGGCUCCGCAUUGCCUGGACCCGGGUCCAUCAUUGCUUCAUCAUAUACCUCGCCUCUGGAUGUCAUCUAUCUGGCCGCCAUCUUCGAUCCAAUCUUCACCCAGAGCUUUCCAGGAUCUCGCAAAGUACAGCCAUUGUCGCUGGAAGGCGCACUCGCAGGGUGCUUUGCCAUGCCAUCGUCGCCUCAGAAUGCGGUCAAUUUGUCUGAACUGGUGAAGCAGAAUCCUCAGCGAGUGAUUGUGGUGUUCCCCGAGAGCACCACCAGCAACGGCAGGGGAGUUCUUCGACUGUCGCCCUCUCUUCUGUCCGCGACAGACACCACACAUAUCUUCCCCGUCUCCCUUCGCUACACGCCUGCCGACGUUGUCACUCCCAUUCCUGGCUGGAUCGAGGCGGCACGGUUUCUUUGGAAGCUGUGUUCUCGGUCAACACAUUGCAUUCGUGUCCGCAUCGGUCUGCCGAUGACUUUGGCCCAGCAAAAGUCUGUCUCAGACCAGGAACCCAGAGGUCGUCAAAGAUCCAAUGGAUACGAUACUAACUUUUUUGACAGCUUCAAAGCGAACGGCGGCGAUGGCGGCAAUGCAGAAUCAUUCUCAGCAAGUCUAGGACCAGCCGAGCAGCGUUCCUUGGAUAUUGUUGCGGAGUCGCUGUCUCGUCUGGGACGCGCGAAGACGCUCGGGCUGGGAGUGGAGGAGAAGAUCAAGUUUGUGGAUGCAUGGACCGGCAAGACCAAAAAGAGACGAUGA